AUGUCUGUCCCCGUUCCCAUCAUCGUUUGCGGCGCCAAGCAGCAAUUGGCCACCAUGGUGAGGUCGAACAUGCUGCCCGAAUUCAACGUCAUUUACGCUGGCUUCGACCUCGCCGCAUCCGCCAAGGAGGUCCCUCAAAUCCUAUCCGGGUCUCCGCCGCCCUCGGCCUCGCUCCACACCCAGGUCGGCUCGAACGAUUUCCAGCUUGCCCCGCGCGCCGUCGUCACCGGCGGCGGCUACAGCGAUGAAGCCUUCCAGACGCUCUUCCAGGCAUGUGUUGGCGCUUGCGGGUCCGAGAGUGCCCUUCCUGUCCCGUUCUUUAGAGUGGACAACGCCAUCACCAGCCGGCUGAAGAACGAUUACCACAACCACGACACCCACCACCGUUACUUCCCCUCCGCAUCCCUCUCCAGCGUCCCCAGCGUCCCCGGCAUCUCCGCCACCAUCCCCGCAUCCAUCUCAUGCACCACAGCCGCCGCCGGUGGCAUCUCCCCCGGCAACUCCUGCACCCCCACCCCAUCCUCCCGCACCGGCACCUUCUUAUCGCCAUCCUCCCCCGUCCGCCCCGGCGCCCCCAGCUCCACCGCCCCACUACCCCCCUCCAACUCCGCAACGCCUCCCCCGCCGCCACCGAAUCCGGCACGCUGCCGCCGCCGUCGCCGCCACCACCACGCAGCCGCUGCCAUUGCCGCCGCGAGGACGCCUAGCACUAUGCCUGCGAUGGCGCCGGCGCUCAAUGACGACGAUGACGACGACGAAGUGGUGCUCGUGUUGGGAAGGAUGGGGACGAUGGACGGCGUUGCGUUGUCGCUCCAUGUGCGCUGCGAGAGGGAGAAGGUGCGAGAGGUCCAGUCGGUGAUGAGGUAG
This is a messenger RNA of Diplodia corticola, 867 nucleotides long. RefSeq names its product programmed cell death 6-interacting protein isoform x1. The coding region runs from base 1 to 867 and encodes 288 amino acids. NCBI's taxonomy places the organism in Eukaryota, Fungi, Ascomycota, Dothideomycetes, Botryosphaeriales, Botryosphaeriaceae. The transcript has 3 exons. The record is from RefSeq and is a predicted model, not a curated record.